Messenger RNA from Microplitis mediator, 1538 nucleotides. Its product is annotated as methylthioribose-1-phosphate isomerase. Bases 469 to 1536 code for a protein of 355 amino acids. The record is from RefSeq and is a predicted model, not a curated record. NCBI's taxonomy places the organism in Eukaryota, Metazoa, Arthropoda, Insecta, Hymenoptera, Braconidae. The transcript has 5 exons. Gene Ontology annotation, molecular function: S-methyl-5-thioribose-1-phosphate isomerase activity.
CAACAAAAUUAUCAUUAGUCACGUGACAAUGCCGGUAUUAUUUCAUCAUCACAGCAAAUAUAAUAUAUAAUAAUAACAACAUUAAAUAUAAAUACAACUACAAGUGAUACAUAUAUAUAUUAAAUAUAUAUGCAGUGUAAUUGCAGUACUCGCAUAAAUAUUAAACAAGUAGAUCCAGUCAAGUUCUCUGCUCAGUAAAGCGAAUCUCAAACUCUAGCCUCACUUUGCUUCCACACAACUCAUAUUUAUAUAUUUAUAUACGUCACAUAUAUAUAUUUAGUAUAUAAUAGCAUGUUGGAUCCAGUCACGUGAAUACUAACCAACGAAAACAAUUUUUUUGUUGUCGUUAUCUGGGCACGUGAACUAUAAACUCGCUAUCAGUUAUGACUUUAAAAAUUUAAAUUUUAUUUAAAUUCAAAUAAUAAAAUACUCAUAUUUAUUUUAAAUAUUUAAUAAUUUAUAAAUAAAAUGGCUUUGGAGGCUAUUAAAUAUAACAAUGGAAAGCUGGAAGUCCUGGACCAGACACUUUUGCCAGCGAUAACUCGGUACAUUCAUGUACAGGGUGUGGAAGAUGGAUGGAAAGUCAUCAACAGGAUGCAGGUACGUGGAGCACCGGCUAUUGCUAUGGUGGGAUGUCUGAGUCUUGCGGUGGAAUUAAAAAAUGAUAAUUACAGUGAAAAGACGACAGUGAGACGGGAAGUUGAGGGAAAAAUGAAUUAUUUGAUAUCUGCGAGGCCUACUGCUGUCAAUAUUAAGAUCGCUGCUGAACAACUUAUCAAGCUGUCUAAUAAAUUGUAUGAGGAUGAUGGUGUCAGUGUGCAGACCAUGAUUGCUGAGUUACUCAAGUCUAUUGACUACAUGUUCAAGAAGGACAUCGAUGACAAUCGGGCUAUUGGUGACUUUGGUGCUGAUGAAAUCCUGAAAAAUGUUUUGGACAAUAAGUUGGUACGAGUACUUACCCAUUGCAAUACUGGUUCGCUGGCUACUACUGGGUAUGGAACUGCUCUGGGUAUUGUCCGCUCGCUUCACAGCAGAAAAAAACUUGAGCAAGUAUAUUGUACUGAAACUCGACCGUACAAUCAAGGCGCGCGUCUUACAGCCUACGAGUUAGUCCACGAGAAAAUACCCGGGACCCUAAUAUGCGAUGGGAUGGUCGCAGCGUUGAUGAAAUCCAGGAAAAUAAACGCCGUCGUCGUCGGCGCUGACCGAGUCGCCGCCAACGGAGACACUGCCAAUAAAAUAGGAACUUACCAGAUCGCGAUCCUGGCCAAGCACCACGAGGUCCCUUUCUACGUGGCAGCUCCACGGACCUCAAUAGACUUCGAGAUAGUAGCCGGUGACAAAAUCCCCAUUGAGGAGAGACCAGAGCGAGAAAUGACUCACAUGAACGACCAGAGAAUAGCCGCCAAAGGGAUCCAGUGCUGGAACCCAGCGUUCGACGUAACUCCCGGUGACUUGAUAACCGGAAUCAUCACCGAGGUCGGCGUCAUCAAGCCAAAAGACCUCAAGCAACUCGUCUCCACUAACCAGCAAUAAAU